AGCUCAGCGGUGAGUCCAAAUCCAAUAUGGCCGCCAAUCCAGAAUUUAGCCGAUAGCUGGCAAUAGCAAUAAUUAAGCCGAGAGUUCAUCCUUUUUAUUACUUUAUCUUCUUUGAAAUGUCUUGUACUCGAUUUUCCUAUGUGCUGACAAGCUCUUUGCGAGAAAUCGUGCCAAUUUUUGGCGUCAUUUUUGAUUUGGAUGGUACACUGACUGUUCCAGUUUUAGACUUUUCUAUUUUAAGAAAAAGACUAAAACUAAAAGGAUUCAACCUCACAGCGAACGACGAUAUAUUAGGUUCCCUGGAGAAGCAAAAGAGUUUAUCGGAAAAGACAGAGAUGCUACGAAUCAUAGAGGAAUUUGAAGCUGAAGGACGAGAGCGGUUUUCGUUGCAGCCUGGAGUUGACGAGAUGCUUGAAACAUUUGACAAGAGUGGAAUAAAGUUGGCCAUCAUGACAAGAAACGAUCACAGAGCUGUUGAACAGUUUUUAAAACACUUAAAACCCCGUUUUCAAGAUGGAAAAGUGUUCAGCCAUAUCUUAACUAGAGACUUCAAGCCAGUUAAGCCUGACCCUGCUCCGGUGUUGCAUAUCUGCAAGGAAUGGAAGAUACAAUGUUGCAAUACUGUUGUCGUUGGGGAUCACUUGCAGGAUAUAAAGUGUGGCAAGGCUGCUGGGGCAGUGACAGUUCUUAUCAACAAUGAUUCCAAUGCGUCAUUCAAAGAGAUUGCUGAUCACAAUGUUAAUACUCUGAUGGAACUUGUUAAUGAUUUACAAACAGAACAAGUUAUGAAGUCAAGUUAAACAUGAAAAUUAAUAGCAGGCUUUGUCAUAUAAUGUAUUCCAAUAUAAUUGGGCAUUCUUGGCAAUGAUAAAAAAUAAACAAUUGUAC
Molecule: messenger RNA, 888 nt
Organism: Dendronephthya gigantea
Lineage: Eukaryota; Metazoa; Cnidaria; Anthozoa; Malacalcyonacea; Nephtheidae
Product: haloacid dehalogenase-like hydrolase domain-containing protein At2g33255
Exons: 3
Coding region: 117-800 (227 amino acids)
Source: RefSeq, a predicted model, not a curated record